UUUCUGCUCUGAGGCGCUGGAGUAGAGCUGCUCUGCGCUGGAAGAUGAAGCCUUGCCGGACCGAGCAAUAAGGAUUACAGUGAUUUGACUUUAGAAAAGAGAAGAGAGGACCAUUAUAUCUGCCAGUCAUCUUUAUACGUAUUCCAGGAUGCCUCGUUCAUUCCUAGUAAAGAAGCAUUUCAAUGCAGCCAAGAAACCGAAUUAUAGUGAACUGGAGAGUCCAACAGUGUUUAUUUCUCCAUAUGUCUUAAAAACCCUCCCGGUGCCUGUUAUACCUCAGCCUGAAGUGUUAAGCCCGGUGUCGUAUAACCCCAUAACAGUGUGGACUACCAGCAACCUGCCCCUGUCACCCCUGCCCAGCGACCUGUCCCUUAUCUCCGGAUACCCCUCGUCCCUCUCCGACACGUCCUCUAAUAAAGACCACAGCGGUUCGGAGAGCCCCAGGAGCGAUGGAGACGAGCGGAUACAGUCGACCAAACUGUCAGACGCUGAGAAGUUUCAGUGCAGUUUGUGCAACAAGUCCUACAGCACGUAUUCCGGACUCAUGAAACACAAGCAGCUGCACUGCGACGCACAGACCAGGAAAUCAUUCAGCUGCAAGUACUGCGAGAAGGAAUACGUCAGCCUAGGGGCCCUAAAGAUGCACAUAAGGACACACACGCUGCCGUGCGUUUGCAAAAUGUGCGGGAAAGCGUUCUCCAGACCUUGGUUGCUGCAGGGACACAUUCGGACGCAUACAGGUGAGAAACCCUUUUCAUGCCCCCACUGCAGUCGUGCAUUCGCAGACCGGUCCAACCUCCGAGCUCACCUGCAAACCCACUCAGACGUGAAGAAAUACCAGUGCAAGAACUGCUCCAAAACCUUCUCUCGCAUGUCGCUGCUGCACAAACAUGAGGAAUCUGGCUGUUGCAUUGCACGCUGAGACACACACACACACACACAUUCACUAAGUGUCUCCGAUUGUGAAUGUGAUCUCGGAUCUGCUCUUCCUGUCAGUAUACUCAUGAUAAACUGGAUACGAAUGGCAAAACGCAUCCGAUUUAAAAAUGCAACGCCCUAGGGUCUGAAUGCAUAAAGUGUUUGUGGAGUCAUUCAGAGAUCAGAUUCCAACCAAGACACUACACGCUAACAAGUAAAACUGACCCAAAACACCCUUUCCGCUUUAAGUUUGGUUCCUGGAGAACCUUCGACACCCUCAGAAAGGAAACGGCACAAAACAAAAGACUCUUUACUGGAUCCCAGGUGGUCUUAAUUCAUUGACUAAGAAGCCUUUUCAUUUCAGUGUAAACGCAGAUUCACGCGCCCGUCAUGUGCCUUCCAUUUCAACAGUAUUUGCCCUGUCCUGGUCGGGUUGAUGUGUACUGUACAUUUGUUUACAGAUACGUACUAUUUGGGAGGUUUUAAACAUGUAGCCUCUCCAAUAAGCAAUAAUUUAUAUGCCUGUGACUGAAUGUUAAAUGGGUAAGGGUCACUUUUUUGUUUCUUUUUUCUUUUCUGAGGUAAUCGGUCAGACAUUUCACACCGUAGAUGGUGGCACACCAAUUUGCUUGAGACCAAAGGAAUAAUUAACGCCAUGUUUUUAAACAGGGAACAAGUGCAAAAUGACGCUUUCUUGAAUUAAAAGUAUUUAAACUGUUGUGCUAUCAUAACACAACAGCAGAUAACCAGCACUCAAGACAUGCAAUACUUUGCCAUGUGCCUUUUUUCAUCAGGAACUUCAGAGAUUUUGCCAUGUAAUUGUUUUUUUGAAUGUAUAUGACACUGAUACGAUUGUACUUUGUAUUGCAAAGUGUAAAUGAAUGGUAUGAUUUUGUACAAAAAAUAAAAUUUACACUUUUU
Sinocyclocheilus anshuiensis is the source of this 1839-nucleotide messenger RNA. Its product is annotated as zinc finger protein SNAI2-like. Bases 149 to 922 code for a protein of 257 amino acids. The transcript has 3 exons. The record is from RefSeq and is a predicted model, not a curated record. NCBI's taxonomy places the organism in Eukaryota, Metazoa, Chordata, Actinopteri, Cypriniformes, Cyprinidae. Gene Ontology annotation, biological process: regulation of DNA-templated transcription. Gene Ontology annotation, molecular function: DNA-binding transcription factor activity, RNA polymerase II-specific; RNA polymerase II cis-regulatory region sequence-specific DNA binding.